AUGUCUGUAACAGACACCCGGUUUCCUGCUCUAUUGGAGCAGUUUGCCGCGGAUUUACAGAGUCCAAAUGAAGAUAUACGUCGUCGAGCAACAGAUGAACUUUACGAACGUAUUAUUUCACAAUAUGCAGAUGCUCCAUCUGAUGUUGUUACAGUCAUUGCUGAACAGGUACAAGAAUUUAUAAGAAACAAAAUGGCUAAUCCAAAUGAUGUCAAUGAAAAUCGCGCCGCUCUUCUUGUUAUUCUAUGUUUUGUUUGUGCUGGACAAAAUUUUUAUACUGAAUUAAGUAAUAAAUUAGAACCAAUAUUACGUGGUUAUAAACAAAUGUCAGUUGAUGCUAAUCUAUGUGAAUUAGUUGUCAAAUUAACAUGUAUACUCGUUAAAGGUUGUGGUCGAAUGAGUAUCGAUCAAUUUUCACUAGAUGUUCCUAAAGCACUUGAACGUAUCUCGCGAGAAGAACAACAUGAAACAAGACGUUAUAGUGGUAUAACAAUAUUAAAAGAAAUAGCUAUAGCUGCUCCAUCACGUUAUUAUCAUUUAAUAACACCAGUUGAACAAUUUUUUGAACAACUUUUUGGUACAAUGACAGAUCCAAAACAAUAUAUUCGUGAAGCAUUUGCUGAAACAAUGCAAGCAACAUUAGUUGUUCUUAUUGAUCGUGAACGUGAAGAACAAAAAAAUAAUAAUAGUGAUAUAACAACUGGACAAGAUUUAACAAGUAGUAAUACAAGUUAUGCAAUAAAUACAGAAUCAAAUACAUUUUUAAAAGCAUAUAAUAUGGCUUAUAAUGAAGCAAUGAAAUGUUUACAAGUUGAGACAACAACAAAAAAUAAAAAUACACAAAGAGAAGAUCGAAUUCAUGGUGGACUUCUUUUACUUAAUGAAUUAUUACGUGUAUCAGAUGUUAAAUUUGAAAGUAUCUGUCAAGAUUUAAUUCAACCAUAUAGUGCACCAAAACCAAAACCAAUUUCAUAUAAAGAUGUUCAUCGUUCUCGUGUUGCUUUAACAUUCGAACGUACUGGUCCAUUAUCUCCAAUGGAUAUUAUUGAUAAUCCUGAACAAUCUCAAAUUCAAGUACAAUCAUCUUUAAUUCGUUCAAUUAUGCUUGAUAAUUUUGUUAAUAUUUCUAAUCAAGUAUUUCAAUAUCGUCAACAACCAAAAUCUAUGAUACCUAAUGUUUUAAUCCGUAUAUUACCACGUUUAGCAUCAUUAGAUUAUCGAUGGUUUUCUCAUCAACCCUAUGUCGAUGCUACAAUGACAUUUAUAUAUGAACGUAUAAAUUCUCAUGAAUUAAAAGAACGUCAAUUAGCAUUUCAUGCAUUAGGUUUAAUGAUAUUAUCGGAUAAAACAAAUCGAAUAAAUGAUACAGAUUCAUUAAUAACAACAACACCAUUAACGAAAGAUAUGACGAAAAUAUUUGAAUGUUUAAAACAAACAUUUAUUCCAAUAUCAUCAACAAAUACUUCAAUAACAUCUGGACAUGCUCAUCGUCGACAAAAUUCAAAUCAAUCAUCAUCAUCAUCUCAACAACAACAACAAUCAUCAAUAAAUAAUUUAUUACCAUGUCGAUAUUCAUCACCUGAUUCAAGUGUAUUUGCAUGUAUAACAAUGAUUGGUGAAGCUGGACCAGAUGCAUCAAAAUGUUUAGAUAAUUUAUUAGAAUAUUUAUUACAUUGUGGUUUAAAUCAUUCAUUAUUAUUUUGUCUUGAUAAAUUAUGUUCAAUGCCAUUAAUACAUACAGAUACGAAACGUAAAAUUCAUCAAGGUUUAUUAGAAAAUCUUCGAUCAAUUCUAUCGAAUCCAUUAGCAUAUAAUCCAAAUUUAACAAAUGGACAAAGUGAUAUAAUACUUAUUGCUUUACAAACAUUAAGAAUAUUUCAUUUUGAAGCACAAGCUAUUGAACCAUCUUUUAUUGAUAUACUAAAUCAACGUUUUAUUGAACAUGAUAGUGUACGUAUUAGAAUUGAAUCAAUUAUAACAAUAACACAUUUAUUAAGAAAAUUAUUAUUACCACCAUCACAAGCAAGUCUAUCAACAAAUACAACUACAUCAUUAAUAGCAGCUAAUAAAUUACGAAUUAAAAUUGGUGUUAUUACACAAAGAAUAUUAACAAUUGGUGUUACUGAUUUAGAUCCUGAUGUACGUUAUAAUGUUUUUUUAACAUUACAAGAUGAUUUUAAACAAUUCUUAGCUAAAUCAGAAGCAUUAGAAUUAUUAUUUUUUUCUUUACAUGAUGAAUGUCAUGAAAUAAGAGAAUUAGCUUUAAGUCUUAUU
Messenger RNA from Adineta steineri, 2274 nucleotides. NCBI's taxonomy places the organism in Eukaryota, Metazoa, Rotifera, Eurotatoria, Adinetida, Adinetidae. The record is from the annotation of a GenBank genome assembly.